Messenger RNA from Lampris incognitus (smalleye Pacific opah), 5395 nucleotides. It is a transcript of the gene dennd4a, whose product is annotated as DENN/MADD domain containing 4A. The record is from RefSeq and is a predicted model, not a curated record. Lineage: Eukaryota; Metazoa; Chordata; Actinopteri; Lampriformes; Lampridae. Gene Ontology annotation, cellular component: cytoplasmic vesicle. The transcript is spliced from 29 exons. Bases 140 to 5233 code for a protein of 1697 amino acids. Gene Ontology annotation, molecular function: protein binding. Gene Ontology annotation, biological process: regulation of Rab protein signal transduction.
AAGAAAUAGUCCCGAUCUUCAUAUCUGGAUCCUCGCCGUUCGUUCGCCAAGUGGAAUCUGGGCACUCGACGCGCCUGCGGCUCCGCACGUCAUCUGACAGUCGUCGCAAUUGUGGGACUCUACAGAGUGGGAAUGGGACAUGAUGGAGGAUAAAGGGCCUCGUGUAGCCGACUACUUCGUAGUCGCCGGCCUAACCGAUUCGUCCAAACCCCUGGAGGAGGAGCUCCACUUUGAUGAUGCCUGCCCCCGAUCCGCCAAGGCCAAAGCCCCCAUCACCGACGUCACCGUGGUCAUUCGCUCCCUUGGUGAAGAUGUUCCCCCCGGCUUCGCCUGUGUUGACAGCACCCCCGCCGGUCUCUCUGCCGAGCUCAACGGUGCCAGCCUCAGAGGUCCGCAGAUCUUCCUGUGCAUCAAGCGAGGCAGAGAUAAGCCUCCACUGACGGACCUUGGGGUUCUGUAUGAGUGGAAAGAGAAGCUGAAGCCUGGGUGCCACAUAGUCCAGACCACGCCUUCAGGUCGGCCUGCCAACAUUAGUAGUUCAUCCUCUCAGCGCAUCUACAUCACCUACCGGCGCGCCCCGCAGAACCAGCCGCACAACUCCCUGGCAGUCACCGAUGUCUGCAUCAUCAUCCCUGGCAAAGGGGAGACGCCCCCCCACACCUUCUGCAAGGUGGACAAGAACCUCAACAGCAGCAUGUGGGGGUCCUCAGUUUACCUUUGCUAUAAGAAGUCUUUGGCUAAAACCAACACGAUAGCUUACAAAGCAGAUUUACUGUGUCGAUACCCGGAGCAAGACUACGAGUCCUUCCCCCUGCCCGAGUCUGUGCCUAUGUUCUGUCUGCCCAUGGGUGCGACCAUUGAGUGCUGGCCAGCCCACACCAAACACUCUCUGCCUGUCUUUUCCACAUUUGUACUGACCGGGGCCUCUGGAGAAAAGGUGUAUGGUGCAGCCAUCCAGUUCUAUGAGCCCUACUCGGAGGAGAGCUUGACUGACCGGCAGCGCUCCCAGCUGGGGCUUCAGAGCUGUGAUUUCCAGCCUAGUGGAUCCAGGAGCGUCCACGGCAAUAAGAGCAUCUGCCUUCUUUCCCACUGGCCCUUCUUCCAGUCCUUCAGGAGCUUUCUCACUUUCCUCUACCGAUACUCCAUCUCAGGACCACAUGCACUGCCUAUUGAAAAGCACAUCUCUCACUUCAUGCAAACAGUCCCGUUUCCCUCCUGCCAGAGACCACGCAUCCUAGUACAGCUCUCGCCACACGAUAGUCUGAUUCUGAGCCAGCCCGUGUCCUCCCCGCUACCUCUCAGUGGUGGAAGCCUCUCCACCCUGUUACUGAAUCUGGGUCCUAAGAACGCAGCCACUCUGUUGGUGCUUGCAGUCACGGAGCACAAGAUCCUGGUGCACUCCCUUCGUCCAGCUGUGCUGACCAGUGUUACAGAGGCCCUUGUGUCGAUGAUCUUCCCUUUCCAUUGGCCAUGCCCCUAUAUUCCUCUGUGCCCACUGGCCCUGGCGGAUGUGCUCAGUGCACCAUGCCCAUUCAUUGUGGGUGUGGACUCCCGGUACUUUGACCUGUAUGUGCCCCCAGCUGACAUCAGCUGUGUGGACUUGGACACCAACACCAUCUCCCAUAAAGACGACAAGCGGGCUCUGACGUGGAAGAUCUUACCCAGGAGAGCCUGCAAACACCUUCUGAACACCCUGGGCAAGAUUCACCAGCACCUUAUGGAGGGUGGACAGCUGAGUUACGAAGAUGGGCAGAUGGAGCAAACGGUGACAGACAGCGAGUUCAGCGGCGGGAAAAGCCUCCACACCCUGGAGAUGGAGAUCCAGGAGGCCUUCCUCCGCUUCAUGGCCGCCAUCCUCCGGGGCUACCGCGCCUACCUGCUACCGAUCACCCAAGCCCCCUCCGAAAAGACCACUGACGCCAGCUCCCUGUUUGAUCUCCAAGGAUUUCUGAAAAGCCGAGACCGCUCCCAUCAGAAAUUCUACUCCCUCAUGACCAAGACUCAAAUGUUCAUCCGUUUCAUCGAGGAAUGCUCCUUUGUCAGCGAUAAAGACGCUGGCCUGGCUUUCUUUGAUGAGUGUGUUGACAAGAUGGACAGUGAACGGCCAGAGGACACCAGACUGAUUGAACUGGAUGAAUCCCACCGCAGCGAGCACACAGUCUACAUUAAUCCUCCAGAACUUCCUCCACUGCCUCACGGAGAGGAACAUCCUCUGUGUUACAGCUACUCCGGGUUCCCUGUGCUAAACGCUAAGCUUCUGGAGCCACUGCUGGGGCCAAAUCCUCCAUCAGCCAGCAUGGCCCCGCGCCACAGCAGCCCAGCCAGCCCUACUGCCAUCUUCAGACGCUCCAAACAGGAGAUUAAAUCAGCUCAGAGGAUGGCCAAAACAUAUUCAUCAAUGCCACAGAUGUGGUCCAAAUGCCUGCUGCGCCACUGUUACGGCUUGUGGUUCAUCUGCCUGCCCGCCUAUGUCAGCACCUGCCACUCCAAGGUGCGGGUUCUGCAUAUGGCCUAUGACAUGCUGAGGAAAAUGCAAGACAAGAAGCUGCAGGCUCCCGAUGAGGUGUGCUACCGUGUGCUGAUGCAGCUGUGUGGCCAGUAUGGCCAGCCUGUCCUGGCUGUGAGGGUGCUGUUUGAGAUGAAGAAGGCUGGAAUUCAUCCCAACGCCAUAACCUAUGGCUACUACAACAAGGCCGUAUUGGAGAGUACCUGGCCCUCCAGCACAAGAGGAGGAUAUUUUUUGUGGGGCAAGCUGAGGAACGUGGUUCUUGGUGUGGUCCAGUUCAAACAAGUGGGAAGAAAACAGCAGCCACCACCUAGAGAUCCUCAGAUGUUGGAUGGAAGUGAUCUCGACACGGUCAGCCAUGGCAGUCUCGACAGUGCUAAUGACUCUGCAGAGCGCACCUCCAUCGACACUGACUUCACCAAAAUGGACUCCAGUGAUGAUGGAUGCAGCACAGGUGGGCAAUCAGACCAAGGCUAUGAUUCGCUGUCUAAAGAAGAGGAGAGGAUGGGUGGCAAAGAGGGUGACAGCAUGCCCCUAGUGGAAGACAAGGGACGGAGGGAGUCUUGUACUGGCAGCAGUUUGCAUUCCUCUAAUGACACCACCGUCUUCUGUGAAGUAAUGCCAAAGAAGGAGAGGCCAAAUUCUCUGGACUUGUCUGGCGUACAGAAAGCGCCUCAGUUGGGUGAGCUGAGUCUCCUAGCUACACAGCACCACCUAGCUGCAAGCAGACUGCAUGGGUUGGUGGAAGAGGGGCCAGGGGUUGAGAACGAUGAACAGAAAGCUCUGGCAGAGAGGAGUGUAAGCUGCAGUGUCGGGGCUGUGAGGGGGACGGGAAUUGACGGAGACGUUGAGCCGCUGUCGCUGAUAGCAGCAGAGGCGGAGCAGGAGGGCGAUCGGGAGAACCGCGGCACACCCACAGCCUGCCGCCAUUUGGCUGAGGAGGUUGAGGCGUACACGAAAAACGUCAGUCCAUUUAGCAGCCACACCCCUAGCAUGGACCCGCAAAGCCCGUCGAGCCCCCUGCUCUGCUCUGCCCCUGCCCCUGCCCCUGCCCCUAACAGUGCCCCCAGGCCCUCCAUCUUGUUCCGCUCUAACACCCACCUCCCACUCCCUGUAAAAUCCAAAGAGCGCCUCAGACUUUCCCCGUCGCUGCCUCUGGGUAUCUCCAACAAAGACCGAGAGAGGCCGUCCUCCCUGGUCUCUCCUUCCUCACCUACACCCUCUACCUCCUCCUUUUCUAUGGACACGCUUUUCACCCCAACCCUGGACAUCUUUAAGAGCAGCGUCAUACAAGCAGGAAAGGGGGUGGCCGAGAAGGCCAGCCGCCUUUACUCUCGCCUGUCUUCCCAGACUUCACUGACACAGGAUGCCAACUGUGACCAGAUAAGUGUAUCUUCUCUGACCUCAGGAGAGCCAGACUGCUCCUCCCUGCUGGAUGCCGACUCCUAUCUGGAUCCAGAUAGUCUUACCUCCCCCCAACACGGCAGUGUGUCCCGCCUCAGGAGAAGCCCUGCCGGUGGCCGUGCAAACCUGGACAGCCCCAGCACACCGACCAAAGUCUUCAGACACAACUCCUUCUCUGGUGGUUUGGCCCCUUCCUCCAGAGCUCCCAGCACUCCGGACUCCUCCCCGGACAGCAGCCGCCUCCAUUUCAAUCACAGUUACACUAUAGAGGUGAGGAUGUCCAGCUGUUCGCUCUGUAAGACGUGCGACUGUCUGAUAUAUGAUGAGGAGAUCAUGGCUGGGUGGACAGCAAAUGACUCCAACCUCAACAGCACCUGUCCCUUCUGCGGCACGCCCUUUCUGCCAUUCCUCAACGUGGAGAUCAGAGAUCUGAGACGGCUCAGCAAGACGUGUCAGGAAAGUAAUCCUGUUACAGAGGAAGACAUGUCUGCUUCACUCAACCCCAAGGCCAGAAUGUCUGCAGCACUCAGCGCAUCGCCAUCCGCUGCUGCUCCCCCACAAGACCAGGAGAACGGAGCGAGUGACAACCCGGCCGCACUUUCGAUGCCAGCCUCCCCCCCGGCCCCGGUGACAGUGCCCUACCUGAGCCCUCUGGUUCUGUGGAAGGAGCUGGAGAGCCUGCUGGUGAACGAGGGCGACCAGGCUCUCUCCUCCCCCAGCAUAGUUGACCAACACCCCAUCGUCUUCUGGAACCUUGUCUGGUACUUCCGGAGGCUGGACCUGCCCAGCAACCUGCCGGCUCUGAUCCUGGCAUCCCAGCACUGCAGCCACACAGACCAGACGCCUCACGGUGUUUCAUAUGAAGAUAGCAAACAUGUGCUAGUGAGGAUUAUGUGGGACAACCUGAAGCUGCACCAAGACCAAGUUCAGCCUUGCUAUGUUCUGUGGAACACGCACUGCGCCAACUCCCUGGUGCGCUCUGGCCUGUGUGAGGAAGGCCAGCUCUUCACAGUGGAGCUCCUCCAGGGCAUCGUGAGGUGCAUUAAGAAAAGUGAUGUCUACCAGCCUAUGAGCCAAAUAAUCCAGCUCCUGGGCCCGGAGCUGGGUUUUAGGAGGCAGAGGAGCCUCUACCGAGAUAUACUGUUCCUUUCCUUGGUGGCGCUGGGCAAGAACAACAUUAACAUUGAUGCCUUUGACCGAGAGUACAAGACUGCGUACGACCGUCUAACUCCCAGCCAGGUUAAACUGACACACAACUGUGACCGGCCCCCCGGAGCAGGGGUCAUGGAGUGCAGGAGGACAUUUGGGGAGCCCAGUCUCUGAACUCUUUAGCCAUAUGCUCUCCCUUCCGGACUCUUUAAACCACCGUGGCUGCACCGGCCCGUUUUUUUUUUUCUCAGACCGCCCUUCAGUCAGGACCGGCUUGCCCAACUGACCCCCACAGCGCCCUUCAGUCAGGACCGGCUUGCCCAACUGACCCCCACA